AUGGGUUCUGCUCCAAUUCAACCUCUCUUCUGUUUAAAAUGGCCAUGGGAUAUCCGUAAUCAACCCAAAAGCCCUAACACCUGCAGUUCAGAGUCCCCAUGGCUAUUCAAUUCAUUCAAGAAUCUUGGCAUCAUAACCCUCAAUUUCAUCAACAGCAAAAUAUCCCAACAAAACCCAUUUCAAUUAAGUGGAGGAAUCAACAAUAAGAGAAAGAUUUUGAACCCUGAAGAACAGGGAGAGGCAGAGCAAAGAGCAUUGGCUUCUGCACUGGCAAGUGGGAAGGAGGCUACUGUAAUUGAAUUUUAUUCACCCAANUGA
This is a messenger RNA of Fraxinus pennsylvanica, 318 nucleotides long. Lineage: Eukaryota; Viridiplantae; Streptophyta; Magnoliopsida; Lamiales; Oleaceae. The record is from the annotation of a GenBank genome assembly.